AGAGAUGACGGAAAUGGGCAGAAGACUCAUCUGUGAGCCAGAGAUGAGGCAAAAGUUGCUUCGCCGGCCUCACUUCUUAGCUCACCGAGCCGGUCGGCCUGUAGGACAGAAGGAACGACACGAGCGGAGAAAACUACGCUUCCCGUCAUGCUGCAGGGCACGGCUCCGGUUUUCCCCGACGUCACCGCCUCUUCCCCACGGAAAUGAAAGGAGCACUUCCGGGUUCGAUGAGAAGCUGCAGCCCGCGGCGUUAUUUAGGGCCUCCGGCCGGAGCUCCUUCUUGGUUUCAGUCAUUCUGAAAAGCCCGCUUUGGUCUCGGCGGUGCCCUCGACCCAUCGGCUGCACGGGGCGGGCGAGGCCCUCUCCUGGUGUAGGUCCGGAGUUCCGUCGGGGUGCGGCGGGCCUGUGUGCCGCCCGAGUCAGGGAAGCCGGUUACGCGGGUCGUGGCUCGGCGCUGACAUUCUGACCCUUCUUCUCUGUCUGUAUUGAAGCGUCGCAGACGCUCGUGUGAGUCCCUUAUGGCAGAUACGACCCCGAACGGCCCCCAAGGCGGGGGCCCUUUGGCACUGGAACGUUUUCAAGAGUCUAUACCUGUUUUGCAGAAAUGCUCUUCAAAUUGAAGUCAUCUCAUUCUUUUUCCUCAUGACUAGAUAUGGGUUAAACAUUUUGUCAGCAAGAUUACAUAAUGAGACAUCUUUCUGACAAUUCAUGAUGACCAAUAAACUGGACACGGCAAUGUGGCUUUCUCGCCUGUUCACAGUUUACUGCUCUGCGUUGUUUGUUCUGCCUCUUCUUGGGUUGCAUGAAGCAGCAAGCUUUUACCAACGUGCUUUGCUGGCAAAUGCUCUUACCAGUGCUCUGAGGCUACAUCAAAGAUUACCACACUUCCAGUUAAGCAGAGCAUUCCUGGCCCAGGCUUUGUUAGAGGACAGCUGCCACUACCUGUUGUAUUCACUCAUCUUUGUCAAUUCCUACCCUGUUACAAUGAGUAUUUUCCCAGUCCUGUUGUUCUCUUUGCUUCAUGCUGCUACAUACACGAAAAAGGUCCUUGACGCAAAGGGUUCAAAUAGUUUACCUCUGCUGAGAUCCGUCUUGGACAAAUUAAGUGCUAAUCAACAAAAUAUUCUGAAAUUUAUUGCUUGUAAUGAAAUAUUCUUGAUGCCUGCUACAGUUUUUAUGCUUUUUAGUGGUCAAGGAAGUUUGCUCCAGCCUUUUAUAUACUAUAGAUUCCUUACUCUUCGAUAUUCCUCUCGAAGAAAUCCAUAUUGUCGGACUUUGUUUAAUGAACUGAGGAUUGUCGUUGAACACAUUAUAAUGAAACCUGCCUGCCCACUGUUCCUGAGAAGACUUUGUCUCCAGAGCAUUGCCUUUAUAAGCAGAUUGGCUCCAACAGUUGCAUAGUUUAACAUUCAGUCAAGCUAUACAUACAAUACAAGCAUUAUUAGCAGCUGGUACUUCUGCUAGGGGUUGUAAUUCCAAGUGUUACACUGACCUCAAUCCAAUUUACAUAAGUUACAUAAAUGCAUCUCAAUGGAAAAAUAAUCAUUUUCCUAGCAUGUUAAAUCAAGCUUAAAAAGUUUUGAGUAAAUUUUUCUAUGCUGUGUUGCUAAUGGUUAAGGAAGUUUGUAUCUUGUGAUAAAAAUUACCAAUUUUUUUUUUUUUUUUUUUUAGAUACUGUUGUGCCUACAUCAUGAAAUACAUUUAUUUCUCUGGUAAAAAUAACUCUAAAUUUUCUGUGUAGUUAGUAACCUAAUUUAUAUCUGGCAUGAGUUAUGAUAAUAAUUAACAUGAGAAUUAGUAGAUUUUGAGACAGUAUUUUUCCAUUUAGUAAUUUUGGUUCAUGAUUUUAACGGAAGCACUUCCCCCUAUAUUUAACUUCAAAUUGUUACUGAAUUGACUUUGUGCUGCUGAAUUCUAUAUGUACCUUACGCUCUGACCUAAAAUUUUAUUUCUAUGAUUCCUGCUCUGGCUUUGAGUAUUUUUUAAAAGACUCAAUUUAUAAGCCUUUUAUCCAAUUGGAUAAAUAAAUACUUGGGGUCACCUAACCAUUUUACAUUAAAAAGCAGUAACACAGAUUUCCUUUCAUAGACCCACUGAGUAACAUUUUUCAAAUAGGAAGUCCUUCUUUUACAAUGUGGACACAUAGGUAAUUAGUAUUAUUGUAAUUCAUAGAAUUACCUAGUUCAGAUUCCUGACAGGAAAUUUUCUCAGUUUCUUAGGCUUGAAUUUUUAAAGACAGUUGUAGCAGUUUAGAUGCCUUUUGAAUGGAAUGUAACUGAAGAUUGAUCAUCUGACUAUACUUGUGUCUAUUCUGAAGUAAUAAUGAAAAGCAUCCUGUAGGGCGGCGCCUGUGGCUCAGUCAGUAGGGCGCCGGCCCCAUAUACCGAGGGUGGCGGGUUCAAACCCGGCCCCAGCUGAACUGCAAACCAAAAAAUAGCUGGGCGUUGUGGUGGGCGCCUGUAGUCCCAGCUGCUGGGGAGGCUGAGGCAAGAGAAUCGCUUCAGCCCAGGAGUUGGAGGUUGCUGUGAGUUGUGUGAUGCCAUGGCACUCUACCGAGGGUGAUAAAGUGAGACUCUGUCUCUACAAAAAAAAAGAAAAGCAUCCUGUAGAUUACAUAUUUAAAUAUCAAAUCUAAUUUAGAGGUUAAAUGGAAAGGUUUAUAGGUAAGCUAAUUGGGAAUGGGACUGGGGGAGAACCUGUGGGGGAAUAAUGGCAUUUCAGUCUUGUAAUACACAAAUUUGGGGGAAUUUGAUAUAUUAUACAACUGUGAUUUGGGUUGUAUAAUGUGUUCUGUUCAUUGAGCUCCCAUAAAUUCUUUCAUGAAAUUCAUGCUGAUCCUCAUUACUUUCGCAUGAUUGGAAAUGUUUAAAACAUUGCACAAUUUUAGUAUUAAGUGACGGUGGUUUUGUAACCAAUUUCCUCUGCAUGUAAUUUGGAUUUCUCAGAUACAUUUAUUAAUAACUUAUCAGUAACAUCAGUUUUCUUUUUGUUCAAUUUCCUAAUCUUCAGAAAGAUUCUAUACUUAAGGUAGAUUACAAGAAAAAUUCUACUUGAUAGCUCAACUAGAACCAACUAUUUUUGUAGUAUUUAUCCACUAAGUUGGAGAAGCAGCCUCCUGAUACGCAGUUGAUUUUGUGCAUGUCUGGUUAGCCUCAUUAUCACUAUACAUGUAAUCUGAUGGCUUUAAAUACUGACCUUUCUAGAGCAAUAAAGUGAUUACAAUGUUAAGUAAACAUACUACUGAUUUCUAAUUAUGUUUUUAAAAAUUGAGUCUAGAAUUGUAUCAGGAAAUUUUGGCAGCUGAAGGCUUGUUUUGGAGUUAUUGGGGGUGUUUUCUCUGUAAUUUGUUUUAUCCUGGUAAUUUUACAUUUACAGAAGAGUUUGAAAAAUGUACAGAGUUCUUGCAUAUCCAUUUUGGAUAUGUGUGUUAACAUCUUACAUAAUUUUAGUAGAAUGUGUAUCCAAAGUAAGAAAUUAACCCUAGCACAAUAUUAACUAAAGAACACAACUUAAAUUUCACCAGUUUUUCCAUUUUUUUGUUUUCUUUUUGUGUCCCCUAUUUUUACUAUGAUUGUCUUUUACUUUUAAAGAUUUAUGUAAGUAUGUUUCUGGUUUGAGUUUUUCCUCUUUAUUUUGAAAGAUUUCUUUAAAGGAAAUAAUUCAUGUUGGGGUUGGGGGUUUUUGUUUUGUUUUGUUCCUUUGAAACAGUCUCACUCUGUUGCCCAGGCUAAAGUGCCAUGGCAUCAGCCUAUACCACAACAACCUCAAACUCCUGAGUUCAAGGGAUCCGCUUGUCUCAGCUUCCUGAGUAGCUAGGACUACAGGCACCUACCACAACAACCUGAUAAUUUUUUCUAUUUUUUUGUAGAGAUGGGGUCUCACUUUUGCUCAGGGCUGAUCUCAAUUGCCUGAACUCCAGGGAUCCUCCCGCCUCGGCCUCCCAGAGUGCUAGGAUUAGAGUCGUGAGCCCUCGCUUCCAGCCAGUUUAUGUUGGUUUUAAUGAAAAGGAUUUUCAGUAAAAUCACUACAAUAUAAAACACUCUGCGUUAAAUCAAGGCUUUUUAUCACACAAUAGGAUUAUAUUUCUGAUAUGCUGAUAUUUAGACUGAAGGAAAACAAAUUUGCUUCUUAAAGGAGGGCUUAAUAUAUAAUUUAAACACUCUUAAACUCACAAAAAAAUAAAUAUUACAAUUUGAGCAUUUCAAGAUGUUUCGGUUGCAUGAACUUGCUGCAAAUCCUGCAGUAUAAAUAUUUGCAGCCAGCAAAUUUGGCACCUGAAAUUAUUGUGUUGCAUGUACAUCUGUGAAAUUUAAAUUAAAGGAAUAUAAUAACAGUAUAAGCAAUGAAAGCAGUGGGAGGAAGUAACUCUUCUGCAUACCUGAAUGUAUUUUUACUUACAGGUUUAAAAGAAUUUGAUUUAAGUCCAGAUGUUUAAUUCUUCAGGAAGUAGUAUAAUGCUGCUGUUCUGAUACUUCUGAAUAUUAAGCCUUGAACAAGUAGAAGUCUCAUACAAAACCUACUUUAUUCUAGCAAGGAUUCUAUAUUCCUUUUGUAUAUCUGGUAACUAUUAAACUAUUUAACAGCUGUCUAAGGAGAAAUUUCUUAAAUACAGUUCAUAUUUAAAUUUUUGUAGAAUAAAAUGCUCUGAGGUAGAUGCUCCUGGAAGAAAGCAAGAGAGAAAGCUAACUUUUUUUUUUUUUUUUGAGACAGAGUCUUACUUUGUUGCCCUUGGUAGAGUGCCCUGGCAUCAUAGAUCAUAGCAACCUCAAACUCUUGGGCUCAGUGUAAUCCUGCCUUAGCUUCCCCAGUAGCUGGACUAUAGGCACCCACCACCAGGCCUGGCUUUCUUUUUUUUUUUUUUUAAGAGAUUGGGUCUCACUCCUUCCUCGGUCUGGUCUUGAACUCCUGAACUCAGGCAACGGCUUGCCUUGGCCUCCCAGAGUGCUAGGAUUACAGGCAUUAGCCACCAUGCCCAGCCUAGAAAGCUAACUUUUUGAAAAAAUUAAAUUUGGGGGCAGCUCCUGUGGCUCAGUGAGUAGGUUGCCAGCCCCAUAUACCAAGAGUGGUGGGUUCGAACCUGGCCCAGACCAAACUGCAACAAAAAAAAUAGCCAGGCGCUGUGGCAGGUGCCUGUAGUGCCAGCUAGUGGGGAGGCUGAGGCAAGAGAAUCUCCUAAGCCCAAGAACUGGAGGUUGCUGUGAGCUGUGAUGCUAUGGCACUCUCCCAAGGGUGACGAAAUGAGACUCUGUCUCUUAAAAAAAAAAAAAAGAAAUUUAAUUUGGAAGAAUUGAAAGGCUUUAAAAAAAAAAAGCUUUAGAUCAGAAUAAAUGAAAUUAAUUUUGAGGAAUUGAGGUAAAGACAUUUAACUAAUGCUAAGGAAUUUACUUUGAUUAGUAAGUUGAUCUAACACCUCCCACCACAGCCCUAAGCAGAUCCUUCUUAGGAUCUGCUCCCUCAAAGCUGUCCCCUAAAUUAGACUAAUUUUUGAUACUCAGAAAUGAAAGCCUCAGUUAUGUUUGAAAUCAACAGAUGGUGCUUUUUCCUCGAGUAGCCCCCCAACCACCGUUUUCACAGGCUGUGUUGGAAGGUUAAAUGCCACUAAGGUUAUGUCAGUCAUAAAACGAAGGAUCUGAAUUUCAUGACCCUUUUAAAUGUAUAAUCAUUCAAUAUUGAACAGAUAUUUAGUAAGUAUUUACUGUGGGUACACUUUGUAAAUACUGGUAUUCAAAAGAAAUACCCUUGUUGAUAUGGACUGUCUAGGAAAACAGUAAAAUAGGCCCCAAUUGGGAUGUGGCAUCAUUCAGAUCAGGUCUCUCCUGUCUUUUCAUACCAAGUGAGUGCCUGAACACACCAGUAUAAAUGUGUUCUUCGUCUUCUGUUGUGUAGAAAAAUGAUCCUUCAAAUUUGUCAUCAUCACUUUGUAGAUAUACUAGAUAAGUCCAGUUCAAUCUUUUUUAAAAUGUAGACUUUUCACAGUAAAAUAUGUUGAAAUUUUGGGAUACUGUAUCAGGAAUGGUAGGUAGAUUGGAAAAUUAAGUUUGAGUUGCGUAGACAACUAGUUUAUCUUAACACCUUUUUGAAAUUCUCUAGAAUUAGGAGAAUUCCAUAGAAGCUAUAUGAAUGCUCAUAUAGUAGAUCAGCAAAUAGUCAGCAAAUAGUCUGUAGUAUACCAAAGACAUACCUAUAUAAAUCCAGAAGUUAUUACCAGAAAUUGUUUAAAUGAGCAGUCUUCUUCUAUUUAGGGUAGAAAGCUAUUGAGUCUUAUUCAGAAUAAGGAGCUGCCAAAAGUUUGAGAGGCUUCCUGGUAAUAGUUAUUCCAGGAAAUACUUACGUUCUAAAGUGGUAUUUAUGAGUUUUCUUUAGAAGGACUUUAUUCCCGUGUCUGAGAUUAACUACAUAUAGUCUUUCCUGUCUUGUGCUUAUAGAAAAUCUGACCUGCACUAAAUUUGAGUUGAUGUGAUGAGAUAAAAGUACAGUAUUUUUUUAAUCUAAAGCUGAUUCCUUUCUUAGAAAAUGAGGAAAAAUAUUGUAGAUGGAUAUCUUUGCUGGGAUCUAAACAGUUAGCUCAUAUUCCAUGAGAAAAGCCUAAGAAUCAUUUUUUUCCUUCAUAGCCUUCCAAAGCUGCUUUUUUUUGAUAGGCUCUGCACUUUGAAACUAACCUUUUUUUCUUGCUUCAUGACAGCUUAAUUCCAAACAUUUACUGUUUUCCUUUGUAACGUUAAGAUAGGACAAUUACAUUUGACAUUAAUUUUUGCCUUAACAUGCAUAUUUGUAAGUUAAGACCAAAUGGGCAAAGUCAUUGCCAGGUAACAUUUAUGAUGUGUAGAUAAUGGAACAAAUGUAAAAGGGUAGCAGAGAUUAGAAACAAAGUCAUAAAAACUGCUUGAUUUAUAAAUGCAUUACUUCUGGUGCUUUAUAUAAUGGGAUAUAUUGAACUAAAAAAUUUGUAUACACAGUGUGUCAGCAUUUCUUAGUAACUUUUCUUGAAUCGAUUUUUAAUAUCUAGUAUUGUACAGGUUGGGGAGUUACAUUCUUCGGGCCAGCACUAUACAGACUAUAUAAAUUUAUAAAAUAAAUUGAAAAAUUCAUCAUUCCCCUGUAUUCAAGACCAAAGCACAUAAAUGUUAAUGUAGGGCUCAGAGGGGAAAUAUACUUCGCCUGCAUAUUUGAGAAAAUGUGAAGUCCUUUCAAGAAAAUCUAAUAAACAUAAUAAUCAUAGCCUGCUGACACUAAGGAAAAAGGACCUCAUUCACUCUUUCUUUUAUGCAGCGAUUUACUGGUCCCUACUGAUUUCCAAAUCGGAUCACUGUAGUAAAUUAUCCAUGCUGGUACCUGUGAAAGUAAGCCCUGGGAUCCAUAUUUGUUUUGUGUUCUGCUUAAAUCAGCAGGAAUGAUAAAUUUAAUGGUGUGAAAUUGGAAGUAUCAAGGGCUUUCUUUGGUGAUUGAGUGAAAUAAUGCCUCUACUUGUAAUUUACUGUGACCCUUUUUCUCUGUGUGUGCUUUGUAUGUCUUAAUAUUUAUUUCAAUACAAAUUAAAUUGUUUCUUCAUCUGUAUUGUUAUAUCUAAGAUUUUAUUGAUGUAAAAAUCAAGUUGUAGAAUAAAAAUCUCUCUGGACUU
Nycticebus coucang (slow loris) is the source of this 7618-nucleotide messenger RNA. RefSeq names its product transmembrane protein 33 (gene TMEM33). Gene Ontology annotation, biological process: endoplasmic reticulum tubular network organization; membrane organization. NCBI's taxonomy places the organism in Eukaryota, Metazoa, Chordata, Mammalia, Primates, Lorisidae. The transcript has 8 exons. The coding region runs from base 709 to 1401 and encodes 230 amino acids. Gene Ontology annotation, cellular component: membrane; endoplasmic reticulum. The record is from RefSeq and is a predicted model, not a curated record.